GCACAUUAUCAGUAGCGUUACAAUUAUCUCCCCGUAGGUUUUAAUUUCAAAGUUUGAACAGAUAAUUAGGUAGAACAUUAAAAUAAAUAAAAAGUAUAAAACAAUAUAAAACUUGACAUCGAGCUGUGAACAGCUUAAAUGUUUCGCCCUGUUACGAAUAUACUACAACAGUCAAAAUGAUACCGUCGAAUAAGAACUCACUGAUCGGACUUUUAUUUUUGUCGUACUGCAUCUGUUUGGUGACAUCGAUCGAGUUGACUUUUGAACUCCAGGACAAAGCAAAGGAUUGUUACUACGAAAACAUAGAGAAAAAUACGUCCACCACCCUGGAGUACCAAGUUGUCACUGGUGGUCAAUAUGAUGUCGACGUGAUAAUCGAAUCCCCAACCAAAGAAAUUCUAUAUAGACAAGUGAAAUCACAAUUCGACAGUCAUACGUUUGUAGCAGCAGUAAGUGGACCAUAUGCCAUUUGUUUUAGUAAUGAAUUCUCAACGUUCUCGCACAAGCUCGUGUAUAUGGACUUACAAGUUGGCGAGGAAGACCCUCUGCCCGGUAUAGGAGAACAAGUGACUGUUAUGACUCAGAUGGAAACAACGUCGCAAGAUAUUCAUGAAUAUUUAAACAAAAUUAUUGACUAUCAAACUCAUCAUAGAUUAAAAGAGGCUCAAAGUCGUAAACGUGCUGAAGAUCUGAAUCACCAUGUAGCGUUAUGGUCAGCUACAGAAACUAUUGCAAUAUUAUUAGUCGCCAUUGUGCAAGUAUUUAUGUUAAAAAGAUUCUUUACAGAAAAAUCUCCUACACAAAAUCAAUAUAAGUCAAUGUAUUAAAACUAUUAGGUUGAGAAUAAAUAAUGUUUUUAAUAAAAUAUGAUUAUUAAUUACCAAUAAAAAAUGAUUAUCUUUUUUCUCAACAUAAUAUUAAUAUGUGUUUAUAAGAGACUUAAAUUGAAAAAUAUUUUUUGUGUGUUAAUUAAUAUUCUUUUAGCCCAGGGUUUAACAAAAACUAUUAAGAUUAAUAUGUACAUAUUAUCGGUUAUAAUUAAUCAUAGUUGAUUGUUAAAGUGCAAAGAAUUUAAUAUCAUCAUGCUUUGUACAUUAAUUUUUAUGAUACUGUCAAAAUCAAAUUGUUUACCUACAUGAUAUCAAGCAUAAUUUAUUUAGUUAUCAAGAAAUUGUAAUACUUUUAAAGUUUUAAACAACCAUGCAUUAUUUAUAAUUAUAAGUGUUUAAAUGGUUUUCAAAAUGUAUUACCAAUAUUUUUUUGUACCAUAUAAUUUAUUAUUUUGAAUUAUUAAAUUAAUGAAAUUGUACAUUGACUUGAGUCUUGAAGUGUUAAAUUGAAUUCUGUGUGAAAUUUUGAUUAUUUUAUAUUUAAAUAUAAAUAAUUACUAAUAAGGAUAUUAUAUUAAA
Molecule: messenger RNA, 1409 nt
Organism: Myzus persicae (green peach aphid)
Lineage: Eukaryota; Metazoa; Arthropoda; Insecta; Hemiptera; Aphididae
Gene: p24-1
Product: transmembrane emp24 domain-containing protein 3
Exons: 3
Coding region: 177-827 (216 amino acids)
Biological process (GO): endoplasmic reticulum to Golgi vesicle-mediated transport; intracellular protein transport; Golgi organization
Cellular component (GO): endoplasmic reticulum-Golgi intermediate compartment; Golgi apparatus; COPII-coated ER to Golgi transport vesicle
Source: RefSeq, a predicted model, not a curated record